Molecule: messenger RNA, 522 nt
Organism: Rhopilema esculentum
Lineage: Eukaryota; Metazoa; Cnidaria; Scyphozoa; Rhizostomeae; Rhizostomatidae
Product: ATP synthase F(0) complex subunit g, mitochondrial
Biological process (GO): proton motive force-driven ATP synthesis
Molecular function (GO): proton transmembrane transporter activity
Source: RefSeq, a predicted model, not a curated record
UUUCCUUGCAUUGCAUUUUGGGAUAAUCCCUCCUCGCUUCAGUUUCCAAAAUGGCGAAACUUGUGAAAUUUGGUCAGCGAGUUGCUGUCGCUACACCUGGCUUAUUUAUUCGAAUUGCAAGCAAAGGGGGUGAUGCAAUGUCUAAAGCACAACCACAUCUUGCUAAAUUUUGGGCAAAUGCCAAAGUAGAAAUGGCUCCUCCAGGACCAAGUGAAUUUCCAGCCAUCAGAAAGGGAAUGAUUGAGAUUAAGGACAGUUUAUUGAGUGGUAAAUUUUUGGAAAAUUCUGUGAAGGAUGCUGCUGCGAAGGGCCUGGUGGCUGCAGAAGUAGCAUUUUGGUUCUUUGUUGGUGAAAUAAUUGGAAGAAAGAGCUUGAUUGGAUAUAAUGUUUGAAUUGACUUUAAAAGAAUAGUACUAUGUAACGUAUGAAAAAAUACUUCCUUGUUUACAACAAUUUCAUUGUGAAUGGUGUUUUCGCUGUAAUGAUUGCAAACUUCAUGAUAUGCCCAUCAGUUUUACGUGA